Molecule: messenger RNA, 1881 nt
Organism: Brettanomyces bruxellensis
Lineage: Eukaryota; Fungi; Ascomycota; Pichiomycetes; Pichiales; Pichiaceae
Exons: 1
Coding region: 1-1881 (626 amino acids)
Source: RefSeq, a predicted model, not a curated record
AUGUCUGCGUGUGUUGUAACCAGAAAUUAUGCCAAGCUGUUAAAUAGGAAUACAACAAACUCUCCAGGGAAAAAAGGUAAGUUAAAAGAUGAUAAUGAUCUUGAGUUCUUUAGAAGGUUUCUGAAAGAAAGCAAAACUGGAUCAAAAGUAUUAAACGAAAAAAAUAUAAACAUUGAGAACACACCUACAGAAGCUGAUCUGCAAGAAAAUGGAAACAGUAGUGAAGAAAAUCCGAAGAGUUCCAGUAAGAGAUUGGACUGGUACAUUGCAUUGCAGAAUGGAAUAAAGGAAUCAAAUAUAGACAAAAUUUCUGAUAUAAGAGCACAACUUUAUGUCUUUACUAUGGAACCCAAAGUAAAAGAACUAUCUAGUGAUUUUAUGAGCUCUCUAAGUCCAUUUCUUGAAAAUUUCGGGUCCCAGGUACUUGCGGAUACUCUACAAAAAGAUCCGCAGUAUAGUAUUAUUUAUCAGAAGAAUCCAAAUAUGGCGUACCUUCUUGCGGCCGCCUCAUAUCUUGAAGGUCUUGAGACAGCCCAGGUGAUAGAUAGUAGAAUGGCUAUAAAGCGUGAAGCCAUUCCAGAUGAAUUACUUUAUGAGGAAUUCCACGACGAGCUUCAUAAUUAUGAAAGAGAGAAAAGAAAAUUUAAACAAGCAUCCAUAAGUUCGGUGGUUAAAGCAUUCUUAAGUUUACCUGAAUCGCCCUUUCUUUACUUGCCUUCUUAUGAUUUGGAAAUAUUCCUACAUUUCUUGGUUGAAAGUGAGGAAGAAGUUGAUCCAGAAAUUUUAGCCACGUUGUACUCUAAUCUUAUGGAAUGUGGAAUUCCUAUGACACCAGAUGAAAGUAUACAAUUUCUCUGGGCAAAAUUGAAGCUAUUACGGACGUUCGAUAUUUCAGCAUACGAAAUUCUACGAAUGGGUCCAAGACCCCCUGAUGACAGAAGGUUGUGCGAACAGUAUAAUUUAUUUCUUGAAUGCGCCCUAAAUUAUGGAGAUUUCAAUCUAUUUAGCCGCAUAAUGAAGGACAUGGAUGAUGAAGAUCUCCAGCCAAACAGAAAGACGUUUAGAUUGUUCUCGGAGUAUUUUACGGCGACGAGGGACUUAACUAAUUUUCUUAAUUUAUGGAAGCUUCGAGUCGAAAAUUAUCAAUUGAUUCUCACGGCAGAGGACUUUACAUCCCUCAUUACUGGUCUUUUGAAAAUGGAUGAUACGGAAGCAGUUUCCUUUGCAGGAGAUGUUUUCUUCUAUCUCGACCUCAUCAGAAAGACCUACCGAAAUGUUUACAAGGAUGAUAUUAAAAGUCAACACUUGGUUGGUGCAUUGGAGAUGGAUAAUUCGAGGAUUUUACCGGGUAAUAUUUUAAUGGAUAUUUAUGACUUAUGUGUUUCUGAGCAAGAAAUUAUUAUGAUUUAUCCUCACAUUUCACAAGAAAUAUAUGAUAGUCUUAUUGAAUCGUGUGACACGAUUUCGCAGUUGCAAGAGUGGAUAUUAAAGAUGGAUCAGGAACACAUAUCCCAAACAGCAAAAAGCUUCUCUCUCAUAAUUGAAAAACUUCAUGAGAAGAGACAAAUUCUCAAGUUUGAAGUUUUCAAGAAAAUCAUUUUCGAUCUACUCAGUAACGGAGAUACCGCACUUCAUAUGAUCUUAAUAUCAAAGAAUCUAAGACUUUUUACGGAGAUGUGUGAAAUGUAUGUGCGAUCCGGAGAUUUGAAGUCUGAAAGCAGUUUGAGCUCUUUUGAAACUGUCAAAACGUUAUUGCCACAGUUGGAGAGUUAUGAACAAAUAGGAAUUGCCAAUCUAGGAACCGGGAAAAAGAAUAUGGUCGAGUUAAGUGCAAAGCUCUUUAAAGCAAUCAUGAAUUUGGUCAAACCAAAUGAUGUCUAG